CACGAUUAAACAUAUACGACAUUUUAUAAAUCAACCAACCAAUCAUGUUCUUCAUCAAAGAACUUUCACAUACAAUCAACUUGCAUCCUUCUUUUUUCGGUCCACGUACUCAAUCUUUCCUGGAAGAUAAACUAAAUAGAGAUGUAGAAGGAACUUGUACAGGAAGGUUUGGGUAUAUCAUUGCUGUUCUUUCUAUACGAUCAAUAUCAGCAGGAACGAUCCAACCAGGUACAGGAAUGGCCGAAUUCGUCAUCAAGUAUUCGGCGAUUGUAUUAAAACCUUUCAAAGGUGAAGUAGUAGAUGGGAUAGUAGGACAAGUGAACAAGAUGGGAUUCUUUGUAGAAGUUGGACCAUUACAAGCUUUUGUGUCUAGUCAUCUGAUUCCAUCUGAUUUAAGGUUCGAUCCCAAUGCAAAUCCUCCUUGUUUUUCAUCAGAUGAAGAUCAAGCAACAAUUGAAAAAGGAACUAGAAUUCGGUUAAAAAUUGUGGGAACACGUGUAGAUGCUACUGAAAUUUUUGCUAUUGGAACUAUUAAAGAAGAUUAUCUAGGUCCAAUCGAUUAAAUCUCUACCACUUUUCUCCCCAAUCUUUCCCAUCCGAAUACCUUCGAGCCUUCACCUAGCCACACCGCCACACCGCCUCACCGCCAAAAAAAGAGUCAAAACCUCUUACUCGUAUACCUCACAACGCUUUCUUCCCUGAAUUGAGAAAACUUGAACAAACUCGAUUUGUUACGAUCACCUGGUCUACGGAUGCCUAGGGUUGAGGUUCUUGAAGGGUUGGAUUCGUUCUAUUUCUUGCUCAACAUUCUCCAUACAAAUCAUCAUCACUGUAUGUAACGAAGUAGGGAGUAGGAAAGAUGAUCAAAAGAUGAAAAGGUUUGGAUUUUGUAAAAUUAUCUAUUUUCUCAAGGAAACAUAGAAACAAAACCGUUUUUCAAAUAAGAAACAGUGUCUUUUGUUUCUUUUUUUUGUAAUCUUAUUUAGAAAAAAAAUCUUUAUAGAAUGGUCACGAAUUGAUUAAAGUAAAUCAUAUUAUAUCUUGAUAGUCAUCUUUGGCUUGAUG
Messenger RNA from Melampsora larici-populina 98AG31, 1065 nucleotides. RefSeq lists its product as uncharacterized. The transcript has 7 exons. Gene Ontology annotation, biological process: DNA-templated transcription; transcription initiation at RNA polymerase II promoter; positive regulation of nuclear-transcribed mRNA poly(A) tail shortening. Gene Ontology annotation, cellular component: P-body; RNA polymerase II, core complex. The coding region runs from base 45 to 563 and encodes 172 amino acids. The record is from RefSeq and is a predicted model, not a curated record. Lineage: Eukaryota; Fungi; Basidiomycota; Pucciniomycetes; Pucciniales; Melampsoraceae. Gene Ontology annotation, molecular function: single-stranded RNA binding; single-stranded DNA binding; translation initiation factor binding.